AUGCAGUCGUUCCUCUCUCCAGUGAACAAGGCUAUUCUAGUAGCUCUGUUCAUCUUCGCCAUCCUCCUCAUCCUCUAUACGCGUCUGACAGAGGGUCACCCUGAGCUGGCCUUACAACAUGGCAAAGUUGCUAUAGUGACGGGAGGCACCAGGGGAAUUGGCUAUGAGACCUCAAGACACAUGGCCAGCCUGGGGGCCCACAUUAUCAUAGCUGGACAGAAUGAGCUGAAGGGUGUGUCUGCUGUGAAGAGGAUUUGUGAGGAGAACAGAGAGGCCAAAGUGGAGUUUGAUCAGUUGAAUCUGGCAUCUUUGCAGUCAGUCAGGCAAUUUGUCCAGAGUAUCAAGAGACGAGGCCUACCACUGCACAUCUUAGUCAACAAUGAGGCGGUCAUGUUGGUCCCUGAGGGUCGUACAGAAGAGGGCUUUGAGCGUCACUUCGGGGUCAACUACCUAGGUCACUUCCUGUUGACCUUGCUGCUGUUAGACACAUUAAAGCAUUCUGGGAAACGUGGUUCCUGCUCACGUGUUGUCACCCUCUCCUCGUCAGCUCAUGAUGCUGGAGAGAUACAACUAGACAGCCUGCUAAACAGUCUUCAGGCAGUGUUAUUCGGCCCAUGUGGCGUACUCCCAGAGUAAGCUGGCACUACUGUUAUUUUCCUCCCACCUGCAACAGAGGCUGGAUAGAGGAGGGUUUCCAGUGAGCUCAUGUGCAGUGGACCCUGGGAUGGUCGACACUUCACUCUACUGCCACCUCUUCCUCACCGCCCGCCUCUCACAGACAGCCAUCGCACGCCUGCUCUAUAGGAGCCCGUCCCAGGGAGCGUCCACGGUCCUCUACACUGCUCUAUCUCCGUCUCUAGAGGGGGAGGGAGGAGCCUACUGGAGCAAUGGGCGCACAAAGAUGACAUCACCAAACACCUACGACCCACAGCUCCAUCGCGGCCUCUGGGACUCCAGCUGCAGACAAGUUGGCCUGCCAUGACCCCUGACCUUCAACAUGGGACUGGAUGUCUGAGACCCAACACUUAGUCUGUCUGACUGCUUUUGUCUUUGUUUUGACAAUCUCCUCACCACUAGACUGUGAUUGGACUGAUGACGACCAUGGCUAGACUUUGAUUGGUUAGUAAAGAGUUAAGUUCCUUCCCAUGCUGUUCAAAUGAAUGUGCUAAUGGAAAUGAAGCAACCUUCUCCCUCUGGCACUGUGAACAUACACCCACAUACAUUAUGUUAAGGGUAUUCAUAGUGCUGCUAUGAGUGUCUGUAGCUCCACUAUGAGUGUUAAUAGUGACCUUAUAAGUGUUCAUAGCAACCUUAUGACUUUUGGUUGACAGAUCAGAUCUUCCAGAACUGAAAGCACCUUCCCUCCAUGGGAGAACUUACUUUUGUCAUAAACAAGUGUGUGUGUGUAUGUGUCUGUGUGUACUUGUCAUCAGUGUGUGUGUGUGUGUUUAUGAUGUUAGAAGCAUCCAGGAGCAUCUGGUGUUCUGAUCCAUCUGUGAAGCAUAUACUGACCCCUGCCCAAGUGGAGGGUCCAGGACCAAUGAACAAGCCAGCAUGGUAACAUCAGUGAAUCACAGCCUGAAACUGAUAUUUUCAGUUCUUGUGAAAGCAAAGGGUAUUUUGUGGAAUUCUUGCCAAAGCUGCUGGUUUCCUCUCCAGGGGGCAGAAAUCAUCUGAGAGAAGGUCUUUAAAUUGUGUCCCGCCUCCUGGGCUGUGAGUCACACACACACCUGUCUCAUGGUAUUUCUCUCUUACUGUUAGAGCUUAUUGGUUUAUCAAUAUGCACAUAUCACCUCUCUCAAGUCCAGUCGUUGUGUGUGUUUCUGUGCACAGUAUGUGUAUUUGUGUGUGCGCUGUUUGUGUGUUUCUUCCAGUCAUUGGUUUGUAUGCAUCCAUAAAAAGGCAGCACAACUGAAACCAGUACUGAUAUUUGUGGCAGAGGGAGAGAAAGACAGUGAGUAUAGGAAAAGGAGACAGAGAGAUUCUUAAUCUACUCUCUCUGCUGCUACCUCGUUUGGCUUUGCUCCCAGUGCAUUCAUUGUGGGUGGGAAAUAUCCCAGUGAAAAUUCUGCAAAAUUAAGACAAAGACAAACAGUCACACACACAGAGGCAGACUGUGACCAAAAAUGGGCCCUGUCAUUUCUAACACACUGGCCAUUUUGUUCCUUGAGGACCUCAUUAUUAGCCAGAUGAUUAUCAUGUUGAGUUAAAACCUAAGUUAGACAGGCCCAGUAGGCUGAACCAGCCCAUCUGGCAAGUUCUCAACAUAUCGUACAAAUUAUAAUUCGUAACAUAUCAUACAAAAGGUGUCAGAGUCUAUCUAGAGGAGAGCGAAGGAGUCAGGCGCAGGACAGGUAAGAGUAAAACCACUGUGUUUACUGAGCAGAACACGUGUCAAACUGUCAGUCUAUCUAGAGGAUAGUGAAGGAGUCAGGUGCAGGACACAGGUAAGAGUAAAACCACUGUGUUUACUGAGCAGAACACGUGUCAAACUGUCAGAGUCUAUCUAGAGGACAGUGAAGGAGUCAGGCGCAGGACACAGGUAAGAGUAAAACCACUGUGUUUACUGAGCAGAACACGUGUCAAACUGUCAGUCUAUCUAGAGGAUAGUGAAGGAGUCAGGUGCAGGACACAGGUAAGAGUAAAACCACUGUAUUUACUGAGCAGAACACGUGUCAAACUGUCAGAGUCUAUCUAGAGGACAGUGAAGGAGUCAGGCGCAGGACACAGGUAAGAGUAAAACCACUGUGUUUACUGAGCAGAACACGUGUCAAACUGUCAGUCUAUCUAGAGGAUAGUGAAGGAGUCAGGUGCAGGACACAGGUAAGAGUAAAACCACUGUAUUUACUGAGCAGAACACGUGUCAAACUGUCAGAGUCUAUCUAGAGGACAGUGAAGGAGUCAGGCGCAGGACACAGGUAAGAGUAAAACCACUGUGUUUACUGAGCAGAACACGUGUCAAACUGUCAGUCUAUCUAGAGGAUAGUGAAGGAGUCAGGCGCAGGACACAGGUAAGAGUAAAACCACUGUAUUUACUCCAUCCGAGAACGGAACAAAAAUCCUGUUAUAAAACAAAUACAAAACAGGAUACGAACUCCAACACAUGAAAGACAAUCACGCACAAAACAGAAAGGGAAACCAGAGGGUUAAAUAAGGAACAUAAUCAUGAGAUGGGAACCAGGUGUGUAAAACAGACAAAACAAAAGGAAAAAUGAAACAUGGAUCGGUGGCAGCUAGAAAGCCGGUGACGUUGACCGCCGAACACCGCCCGAACAAGGAGAGGGAAGAACUUCGGUGGAAGUCGUGACAAAAGGGAUGAUUGACAUCCACAAAUGAAUACAUACCAUACGUAAUAUGUCAUAUUCAUCUGAGUGUCCUGGAUUUUUGUUUACUAUGUUAUGUCCAGAUUGCAAGGCCAAAGCAUACCGAUCUACAGUGCCUUGCAAAAGUAUUCAUCCCUCUUGACGUUUUUCCUAUUUUGUUGCAUUACAACCUGUAAUUUAAAUAGAUUUUUAUUUGGAUUUCAUGUAAUGGACAUACACAAAAUAGUCCAAAUUGGUGAAGUGAAAUUAAAAAAAAUGAUUGUUUCAAAUAUGUUUCAGCAUAUGUAUUCACCUCCUUUGCUAUGGAGCCCCUAAAUAAGAUCUGGUGCAACCAAUUACCUUCAGAAGUCACAUAAGUGGCACAUGAUCUGUCACAUGAUCUCACUA
Messenger RNA from Oncorhynchus mykiss (rainbow trout), 3710 nucleotides. Lineage: Eukaryota; Metazoa; Chordata; Actinopteri; Salmoniformes; Salmonidae. The record is from RefSeq and is a predicted model, not a curated record.